GGGAGAAAGCUGCGUCUUUUCUUUGCCUCAGACACACACUCUCACUCAUCCACCGGCGCGCACACACAUGAGGCGACGGGCAUAUGUCGGUAUAUGCAACAGAUCUGUCUGCGAGGAGAUCACCACGGGUUGUUUUUGUGUGCUUACCAAAAGGACAGUUUAGUAAUUUAUCUAUUUAUUUAUUUUUUGUCUUAUUUGUUUUUGCGGAGUUGUUUUGCGGCAGUGAGCAGCAGCAGCGGAGGAUUUAACAUGCCAGACGUCUGAGAAGACUUCCAUUCCCUCCCCCUUGAAAAUUUUUCCCCUCUGUGGAAGUAAUCGCCACAGUGUGCGUACUGAAGAUGCGGGCAAAAAUGAUCCAAACCAAAGGAAAUGUAUUCUCUUCGGCACUAUUUAAACUACUGCUUUUGGUCGCGCUUAUGCACGGCGUCACCGGUAAGACUUUGAAAUAUAAAGUUUACGAGGAGCAGAAAGUGGGCACGGUUAUUGCACGGUUAAAGGAAGAUGUUGCUGGGGUUUUAUCCAAACUACCGAGUUCUCUGACCUUUCGGUUCCGCGCUAUGCAACGAGGGAGCACGCCAUUCCUGUCGGUCCGGGAGGAGGACGGAGAGAUCAGCAUUGGCACCAAAAUCGACCGCGAGAAGCUUUGUGAGAAAAACUUGAACUGCUCAAUUGAAUUCGACGUGGUCACGCUCCCCACGGAGUACUUGCAGCUGUUUCAUGUGGAGGUGGAAGUACUGGACAUUAACGACAACUCCCCGCACUUCUCCCGCGCCAUCGUCCCCAUUGAGAUCUCAGAGAGCGCGUCUGUUGGGACGCGCAUCCCUCUGGACGGCGCCGUGGAUGCGGACGUCGGGGAAAACUCCCUGCACACAUACUCCCUGACACCCAAUAACUUCUUUAAGAUCGAUGUGAGGACCAGGACGGACGGAGCCAAGUAUGCAGAGCUGGUGGUGAUGAGGGAGUUGGAUCGGGAGGUGCAGUCCAGCUACCAGCUGCAGCUCACCGCCUCGGAUAAUGGUGUGCCCCCAAAGUCUGGCUCCACUCUAGUCAAGAUCAGCAUCUCGGAUUCCAACGACAACAGCCCAGCCUUUGAUGAGCAGGCUUAUAUUAUCAGUUUGCUGGAAAACUCUCCCCUUGGGACUCUAAUCAUUGAUCUAAACGCCACAGAUCCAGACGAGGGCACUAAUGGGAAAAUAGUCUACUCUUUCAGCAGCCACGUCUCGCCAAAGAUCUUGGAAACAUUUAAGAUAAACCCAGAAAAUGGUCACAUUACACUUAUUAAAAAAGUGGACUAUGAAACCACUGCUUCCUAUGAGCUGGAUGUUCAGGCUCAGGACUUGGGCCCUAAUUCCAUUCCUGGACUUUGCAAAAUUGUGGUUAAAGUGGUGGAUGUAAAUGACAACAAACCAGAGAUAAACAUCAACCUGAUGACGCCUGGCAAAGAGGAGGUGGCCUACAUUUCAGAAGGCGCCCCAGUGGACACUUUCAUAGCUCUGGUGCGUGUGGACGACAGUGAUGCUGGGCUCAAUGGCGAGGUGGUGUGCAGGCUGCACGGCCAUGGCCACUUCAGGUUACAGAAGACCUACGAGAAGAACUACAUGAUCCUCACCAACGUCUCCCUGGACAGGGAGAAGAGAUCAGAGUACAGUCUGACAGUCAUAGCGGAGGACAGGGGCUCUCCUAGCCUCUCCACCAUCAAACACUUCACCGUUCAGGUGCUGGAUGAAAAUGACAAUCCGCCGUGUUUUGAGAAGAGCCGUUAUGAGGUCUUUAAAUCAGAGAACAACUCUCCCGGAGCCUACCUGAUGACCGUGGUGGCCUCAGAUCCUGAUCUGGGCACCAAUGGCCAGGUCACCUACACCAUCGUAGAUGCUCUGGUUCAGGGGAGCCCCAUCUCCACCUACGUCACCAUUGACCCUUCUAAUGGUGCCAUUUAUGCCCUACGUAGCUUUGACCAUGAAGACGUCAGCCGGAUCGCCUUCACAGUUCAGGCACGUGACGGGGGAAACCCUGUGCUAUCAACUAACACCACUGUCCUGCUGACUGUUCUGGAUGAAAAUGAUAACCCGCCAAUCAUCCACUCCCCCUCCCUCCGGAACCACACUGCUGAGCUGCCAGUGUGGAAGUAUGCAUCACCUGGUCAGCUGAUCACCGCACUCAAAGUCACAGACCGGGACACCGGCACCAACGGAGAAGUUAGCUGCGCCAUCGUCGGUGGCAACGAGGAUGGACUUUUUGUGAUGGAUGCUCGGCGAUGUGAGCUCAGAACUAACGCCAGCUUGGAGCAGGCUCCACGGGAUGUGAUGGAAAUCAGGGUGGAAGUGCAGGACAGGGGCACCAUCCGGCUGUCCACAGGGGCCCUCUUCAAGCUCUCCCUGCAGGAGACUAUGGACAUCCUUCCCCCUCUUUAUCCCACUGGCUCCAGCCAGGCCCCCCUGGAUCUCUCCCUUAUUGUCAUCAUCUCUCUGGGUGCCGUUUGCGCUCUGCUGCUAAUCGUCAUGGUGAUGUUUGCCACUGCCCGUUGCAACCGGGAGAAGAAAGACCCCAGACACAACUACAACUGCCGUGUGGCAGAGAACAGCUACCAGAACCACCCCAAGAAGCCCGCCAGGCAGAUCCACAAGGCGGAUAUCACCCUGGUCCCGACCGUCAACGGGACUCUGCCUGUACGGGCCCACCCACGCUCCCCCUCAGCCUCCCCUAUACCUGAGAGGGGUACCCUUGGGAGCAGGCAGAGCCAUCACAGCCGCCAGUCCCUCAACAGCCUGGUCACCAUCUCCUCCAAUCAUGUGCCGGAGAACUUUGCCCUCGAGCUGGCCCAUGCUACACCUCCUGUAGAGCAAGUUUCACAGCUUCUGUCCAUGCUCCAUCAGGGCCAGUACCAGCCACGACCAAGCUUCAGAGGCAACAAAUACACCAGGAGCUACAGAUAUGCCCUAAACGAGAUGGAUAAAUUCAGUCUGAAGGACAGCGGUCGUGGAGACAGCGAGGCUGGGGACAGUGACUACGAGCCUGGCAGGGAGUCACCCAUGGAUAGGCUCCUUGGUGAGGGCUUUACUGAGAUAUAUGCCCCUGAUGGCCAGCACAGACCGCAUGCAGCUAUGAGACUGUGCACAGAGGAGUGUCGUGUCUUGGGUCACUCGGAUCAGUGCUGGAUGCCCCCCCUGGCCUCCCCGGCCUCGGUCUCCUCCGACUACCGCAGCAACCUCUACAUCCCCGGGGAAGAAGCCCGCCAAGCGACUGACCUCUCCCAGGAGAAGACACCGCAGCCCUGCACUGACACCGGCCCAGCCCGCAACCAGAGCUUCUCCACCUUCGGCAAGGACCUGGGGGGUGAGGACGGUCCGGAGGAGGAGGAGGAGGGGGGAGGGGAGUGUGGGGGCGAGUCCAGAGAUGAAGACCUGUGCGGGACCACGUCGUUGCUGACGGAGAUGAGCAGCGUGUUCCAGAGGUUGCUCCCCCAGGGUCUGGACUCGUAUAUCCAGGUCAACGAGAACCAGAAGGGGACUAGUCUGAGUGGGGUGGGGGUACCCAUGACUGGGUCUUUAGAUCGCAGGAGGGGCCACCUCCCUGGCAAGCCCAACCCCUCCGUGCACCAGCAGGGCGUGGCAGCCUGGGCCGCCAACACCCACUUCCAGAACCCGGGAAGCAGCAUCGGCCCGUCGGGGCACCACCAGGCUGGCAGCUAUCACACCCUGAAACCCAGCACCAAGCUCAGCUCCCAGAGCAGCAAGGGCUCCCAGGCGCCCAAAAACAGUCCUCAGAACAGCGGACACCCGCCCAAACCCCACAGCAGCCCCCUCCUCACUGCACUCGUCAGCCCCACUCUAGUGCAGGUGUCCCCGGCCCCGGUGGCAGUGCCCGUGGCGCUCCCCGGGCCCUCCUCCAAGUGGCUCCCAGCCAUGGAGGAAAUACCAGAGAACUACGAGGAGGACGAUUUUGACUCUGUGCUCAGCCACCUUCAGGGCAAACGUAGCGACAGCCGCCACGAGCUGGUGGAUGCCAGCGAGCUGGUGGCUGAGAUCAACAAACUCUUACAGGAUGUCCGGCAGAGCUAGACUUCCUGUUUCUUUAUUUAUUCACCACCCACGGACAGCUUCCAGAUAAAAGCGAAGGACGGUGGGUGGCAAAAGAAAAAAGAUACAAAAAACAAGACCUGCAAUCGUCGUUAAAGUUGCAUUACUAAUGUAAUAAUUGUGUUUUGUGAAUGCUAAAUAUCCAAAAAAAAUGUUUGUAAUUGCUGGUUUGGUACACAAUGUACACUAUGUGACUGUAUUUAUCUUUGUAUUUUGAAAAUACAUUUGUAUACUUAUAUUUAUAAAAAAAAGUGUAUAUAAACUUAAUCAGAAGUCUAUUUUUAUAUUUUUAAUGCAUGUUGAGUACAAAAACCGUGAAUCAAGACUUUGACAUGCGAUCGACAUUCUACAUAUUUAAAUUGUCUUUUGUAUUGUGAUUCUUUUUUAUUUGUCACUAUGAUAUGUAUACAUGAGUAUAUUAAUGAAUUAAUGGACACAUGUCUUUGUGGGUAAUUGUGGGAGAGGGGACAAUACACAAAUAAAAAUAAUACACAAA
This is a messenger RNA of Plectropomus leopardus (leopard coralgrouper), 4572 nucleotides long. It is a transcript of the gene pcdh18b, whose product is annotated as protocadherin 18b. Gene Ontology annotation, molecular function: calcium ion binding. The record is from RefSeq and is a predicted model, not a curated record. NCBI's taxonomy places the organism in Eukaryota, Metazoa, Chordata, Actinopteri, Perciformes, Serranidae. Gene Ontology annotation, cellular component: plasma membrane. Gene Ontology annotation, biological process: homophilic cell-cell adhesion.